GCACGCACGCACGCGCACACACACACACACACACACACACACACACACACACACACACACACACACACACACACACACACACACACACACACACUGCACAAAAAAACAAGAUGAAUAAGCAGGCUUCUGGUCUUCGCAGUACUUCUGCCUUAUUAUUAAAAAACAUGCUGCGUUGUCAAAACUGUUGAUAAAAAUGAAUGUGCUCCAGAGAACGUCUUGUACUCUUCCCUGCCACGUAUCACACAGAAGACACGUCUCGUGGACCAAUCUCCCAAUCUCACUUUAUACAAUUACAAGGAUAGAAUCUCACGGCAGUUUGUUGCUCCAAAGACCCUCUUUAUCCUAAUUGUCAUUGUUGUGCUCAUAUUUGUGAGAUAUUUCCUGACUGGUUUAAAACCUGUGAAAUAUCGGAAGCCUGACUAUUACCCUCACUGGAAAAAGUCAAACCUUCUCGCAUGCGAAGGGAAAGUGAAAAAUGACCCAAUCAUUAAAGUCACCAAUCUUAAAACAUACAUGGUUGGCUCCUAUGUAGAGCACCGACAAGAGGUGAAGAGGAUAAGAACAAUUGCUAUAGUGCUUCUCAGUGAAAAUGCAGAGUAUCAAUGCAUGCUGUGCUGCAAUGGGAAGAAUGUGUCAGUAUCUGCUUCUUUAAACAUUCACUCUGAUCACUAUGGGUUUGAGUACGGCACUGCUGAUAUUAUAUGCCAAAUACCGGAAGAGUGUCCAACACCAACACAUGUGGCUAUCACUCCCAAAUCACCUAAAGAGAAUGGAUUACUGCAGGAUAUUCAUGCCUUCCAACCUGUUAGGAAUCAACAGAAACAGGAAGUUUUUCCCUAUGAAUUCACAGUUUGCAUUUCUGCCAUGUAUGACUAUGAGAAUGUAUUGCUGCUUGUUCAGGCCAUGGAGAUGUUCAGGAUACUCGGUGUCCAGAAGGUAGCUAUUUACAAAACCAACUGCAGUAAAGAUACACAGAAGGUCCUGGAUUAUUACGUCAGUCAGAACUUUGUGGAGCUCAUCCCUUGGAGUGUAUCGUCCUACAUUAAUGUAUCCAGAGGCUGGAAGAAGCAGGUAUCGCCAGGGGAACUACACUACUUUGGGCAAAUCGCAGCACUUAAUGACUGUUUGUAUCGUUACAUGUACAAGAGUCACUAUGUAGCUCUUCAAGAUCUGGAUGAAUUCAUUCUACCUUUGAAUUUUAACAAUUGGGCAGAGCUUCUGCCUGAAUUGGAGAGGAAAUAUGGUCAGGAGGUGGGAUUUGAGUUUGAGAAUAAUUUUUUUCCUAUUUACUUGAAGGAUCCAAAAUCCAAAAAGUAUUCACCAGACUCCUGGAAGAAGGUUCCGGGACAAAACAUUUUAGAAUAUGUUUAUAAGUUAAUCAAUGAUCCUUCAAAAUUCAAUAAUUUCAAAGUUAUUGUAAAUCCUCGUCUAGUGUUUGAAACUACAGUCCAUGGAUUGUUGAAAUCAAUGAAGGGUACUGUGAGAGUGAACCCUGAAGUUGCCCGCAUGUAUCACAUAAAGAACUUUAAGAAAGAAGAUGCGUUAACAAAUAAAAUCAUACUGGACACUCAUCUCAGAGACUAUGCAGAUAGGCUGAUACCUGCUGUUUCUGAAGUGCUUCAUAUUGUACUAAAAUUGCCAAAAGUGUAAAACAAGUAUAUGUAAAAAGUAUGGUCAUGAUAUGUUAAGAGUAAAGAAGCCAUUUUAUAUAAACAUGCCAAGCAAAUCUAAACAUACCAAAUGCACGCUGAUAAAGCUGGAGAGUUUAGCUGAAUUGUACAAGACAGGAAGCGGUACAUUUCCAAAGAAUAUUUCUUAAUAAAAUAUUUUUUUAUGAAAUAUAA
Molecule: messenger RNA, 1844 nt
Organism: Tachysurus fulvidraco (yellow catfish)
Lineage: Eukaryota; Metazoa; Chordata; Actinopteri; Siluriformes; Bagridae
Product: glycosyltransferase family 92 protein F13G3.3-like
Exons: 3
Coding region: 514-1650 (378 amino acids)
Source: RefSeq, a predicted model, not a curated record